AUGGCUGACGAAUUCAACCCGCUUGCAGUGCUUGCCACUGUUGUGGCCAUCAUCUCUUCGUUCAUUGCAUUGUACUUUGUCAAGAAGAACAAGAAGCCGCAGCCCGUUUUGUCCCCCACGGAGUUCAGAAAGUUCCCCUUGAUCGAGAAGAUCCGGGUGUCGCACAACUCAUGUAUUUAUAAGUUUGGCUUGCCUCGCUCAACCGACAGAUUGGGCUUGCCCAUCGGGCAACACAUCUCCAUCUCUGCCAUCAUCGAUGGCAAGGAGGUGGUGAGAUCGUACACGCCCAUUUCCAACGAUGACCAGUUGGGCUCCUUCGACUUGUUGAUCAAGACUUACGAAAACGGAAACAUUUCCCGCUACGUGGAGUCGAAGAAGAUCGGCGAGACCAUCGACGUCAGGGGCCCCAAAGGGUUCUUCACCUAUACUCCAAACAUGCGCAAGUCUCUCGGCAUGGUUGCUGGAGGUACCGGAAUCGCCCCGAUGUACCAGGUGCUCACUGCCAUUUUGGAUGACCCAACCGAUAAAACCAAGAUCCACUUGGUGUAUGCCAACGUUGCCGAGAACGACAUUUUGUUGAAGGCCGAGCUCGAGGCCUUGGAGGCCAAGCACCCGGAACAGCUCAAGAUCCAUUACGUGUUGAACAAUGCGCCUGAAAACUGGAAGGGCUCCGUUGGCUUUGUCACGCCUGAGAUCAUGGAUACCCACUUACCCAAGAACCACGAGGACACGAACUUGUUGAUCUGUGGGCCACCCCCAAUGGUUUCUGCAAUCAAGAAGGCCGCACAAACUUUGGGCUACCCCAAGGCUAAGGCUGUCAGUAAAUUGGGUGAUCAGGUUUUUGUCUUCUAG
Metschnikowia bicuspidata var. bicuspidata NRRL YB-4993 is the source of this 852-nucleotide messenger RNA. It is a transcript of the gene CBR1, whose product is annotated as Cbr1p. Bases 1 to 852 code for a protein of 283 amino acids. NCBI's taxonomy places the organism in Eukaryota, Fungi, Ascomycota, Pichiomycetes, Serinales, Metschnikowiaceae. The transcript has a single exon. Gene Ontology annotation, cellular component: plasma membrane; endoplasmic reticulum. Gene Ontology annotation, molecular function: oxidoreductase activity. The record is from RefSeq and is a predicted model, not a curated record.